CUGAUUGUGCAGAGCAGCCAUUGUCAAACAAAAACUGUAAAUAUAUUUAACCUGAUUGUAUUUGUAUGUGUAUGACCGCUGCCUAUAAUCCCUAGAAUCUCUUCUUCUUCUUCCUUCAGCUCCUCUGGAUGUUACUCGGUUUCUGUCAGGACCAAAAGCUUGAAGCUCCUAAAGCCUCACUCUGUGUCGGUUGACACGAAGAUUUCGGUGACAUUUUCAUCUCCAUUUGACUAAACUCUUACUCAUCAAAUUGAUAUAAUAAUCCGUCUCCCGUUUCGCGUCUCUGCCCGUUCUUCUGGUUCCACUGCCCCUCAACGAUCUUGACAAUCCUAUUCGAACCGGUUUAACUUGUGUUUUGAUCACAUGGGUCUCUCUAGUCUACCAGCUCCAUCGGAAGGUGUUCUAUGUGUGCUUUUAGUAAACACUGCCUUAUCAGUCUCCAUUAUCAAAGGGAUAAUCCGAUCAGUCCUGCAAUUAGUUGGUAUCCGUCUCUCAUCAUCUUCUCCACCGUUAGCAGACUCCUCUGAAAACCGCUCAGAAUCAUUUGAGUUUCAUGUCAGUCCCUCGGCUAGUUACAUCGAGGAGAUCAGGAGCAGUAUCCCAGCAAUUCGGUUCGAAUCUGUGUGUAGCUUCAAGCAGCAGGAACACGAAUGCUCAGUCUGCCUGACCGAGUUUGAACCUGAAUCGAAGAUCAACCACUUGUCCUGCGGCCAUAUUUUCCAUCAAAAUUGCUUAGAGAAGUGGUUGAAUUACUGGAACGUUACAUGCCCUCUUUGUAGGACUCCUUUCAUGCCCGAGGAGGACGCACCCUGCUUCUGGUGAAGGGUUUACAAAGCAAGAAAAUCGCGAUGAAUGUCAUGUACAGCGUUUAAUGUACAGGUACUUUACAAGAAUGUAUCGCCUGCCAUAGUGUUGUUAUACUAUGUUACGUGCGAGUUAAAACCGUGAUAAUAUGUCGAUCAGUCUCAGAGACCAACAUUUUUACUAAUGUACAUAUUAUCAAGUUUACAUAUCUACUUUCGCCUUUGAGUUGUGUUUAUCGAAUGUUCGAGUUUUACUUGUGUCA
Messenger RNA from Pyrus x bretschneideri (Chinese white pear), 1066 nucleotides. Its product is annotated as probable E3 ubiquitin-protein ligase XERICO. The coding region runs from base 364 to 822 and encodes 152 amino acids. Lineage: Eukaryota; Viridiplantae; Streptophyta; Magnoliopsida; Rosales; Rosaceae. The transcript is spliced from 2 exons. The record is from RefSeq and is a predicted model, not a curated record.